ACGGCGUGCAUGCACUCCAAAUGAUUUGGAAUGAAUCUAGAUCUUCUAUUGCCCCAUUAUUUGAGCCUCUUAGGUUGACAUUAAGCUUUUUGGUUACCGGAAGUGCAAAACCUAGCUGUGGAUUUCAUUGACACUACAUAUCUACUCUCCUCAAGGUCUUGCACAUUAGGGUUUGUAAGGGUUUAGUAAAAAUGGUGAAGGAGCGCCAAGGAGAGCGUGUAAGGCUCUAUGUACGAGGAGUCAUUCUUGGUUACAAAAGGUCCAAAUCAAAUCAAUACCCAAACACAUCUCUCAUUCAAAUUGAGGGAGUGAACACACGAGAGGAAGUGGAAUGGUAUCAAGGUAAAAGAAUGGCUUAUGUCUACAAGGCCAAGACAAAGAAAAAUGGAACCUUUUAUAGGUCCAUAUGGGGGAAAGUAACAAGACCACAUGGCAAUAGUGGUAUUGUGAGAUCCAAGUUCAAGAGAAAUUUACCUCCAAAGUCAAUGGGAGGGCGAGUUAGGGUUUUCAUGUACCCCAGCCACAUAUAAGUGUUCCCUCACCGGUCAUUCUACAAAAGAUCGAGUGACGUUCUUCACAUCCAUUUUGUAGUUAAAAGACCAAAUUGGUAGAGAAGAUUCAGUGUAAAACGAAACUUUGGAGUAUUUAUUUUGUCGUAUCUUUUUUGUCUGCUUCCUUGUAUGGGAGAAUGCCUUGGAACUUAACUAAAUUUUAAAGUGACUGAGAUCUAAUUUUAUUGCUUUGCGGGUGAUACAAUUCAAUAGUCAAUGAGAUGUUUAAUUUUA
Molecule: messenger RNA, 785 nt
Organism: Cryptomeria japonica (Japanese cedar)
Lineage: Eukaryota; Viridiplantae; Streptophyta; Pinopsida; Cupressales; Cupressaceae
Product: large ribosomal subunit protein eL33y
Exons: 5
Coding region: 192-530 (112 amino acids)
Biological process (GO): cytoplasmic translation; ribosomal large subunit biogenesis
Cellular component (GO): ribosome; cytosolic large ribosomal subunit
Molecular function (GO): structural constituent of ribosome
Source: RefSeq, a predicted model, not a curated record